AUGCCUGUAACAAAUUUCAGAACGAAUGAGAGAUACGAAUAUCUCAAUGGUUUUGGAUCCUAUCACGAGUCCGAGGCCAUCUCGGGCGCCUUACCAAUAGGCGCAAACUCACCUCAAAAGGCUCCCUUUGGCCUAUACGCUGAGAAGCUCUCAGGGACUGCCUUCACUGCACCGCGUCACGAGAACCUACAGACUUGGCUGUACCGUAUACUCCCAUCAGCAGCUCAUUCUGCCUAUGAGCCGUACCAAGGCAGUAGCAGCACUGGUGCUCUCAGUCCCGAUGAUGCGGACACGAAGCUGCAUCAGAUUCCCAAUCAGCUUCGAUGGGAUCCUUUUGACUUUAGCGAGGACACGGACUGGGUUCAAGGCUUGAAGCUGGUUGGCGGUGCCGGUGCGCCGCAAACCAAGACUGGGUUGGGUAUCUUCAUUUUCGCAGCCGGAAAGGACAUGGCUCCGCGAACCGCGGUCUAUUCGUCCGAUGGUGAUUAUCUCAUCGUUUUACAGCAUGGUGUCUUGGAUAUUCAGACGGAGCUAGGCAAGAUUCUCGUGCGACCAAAUGAAAUUGCUGUUAUCCCGCGCGGGAUCAGAUACCGCGUCACGCUGCCCGAGGGUCCAGUUCGAGGGUAUAUUCUCGAGCUUUAUCAGGGCCAUUUUACCCUGCCAGAACUCGGCCCCAUCGGAUCCAACUGUCUCGCCAACGCGCGGGACUUUCAAGCACCCGUCGCUGCGUUUGACGAGGAUCACGACUCUGAUUGGACAAUCAUCAACAAAUUUGACGGCAAGCUGUUCUCUGCAAGACAAAAACACACUCCCUUUGACGUGGUAGCCUGGCACGGCCGCUAUUAUCCUUACAAGUACGAUCUUGGUCGCUACUCUGUAAUCGGCAGUACCUCGUUUGAUCAUCCCGAUCCCUCAAUCUACACGGUCCUGACCGCGCCUUCCGAUCACGUCGGAACCGCCGUGGCGGAUUUUGUCAUUUUUCCGCCUCGCUGGCUGGUGCAAGAGGACACGUUCCGGCCACCGUGGUAUCACCGGAACACCAUGUCCGAGUUCAUGGGACUCAUUUGCGGCGACUAUGACGCCAAGGCCGGGGGCGGAUUCCAACCGGCGGGAGCGAGUCUGCAUAACAUCAUGUCUGCUCACGGACCAGAUGCGAGCACCUUUGAAAAAGCCAGUAAUGCGGAGCUGAAGCCUCAGAAGAUUGGUGAAGGAAGCAUGGCUUUUAUGUUUGAGAGUAGCUUAAUGAUCGGUGUGACGGAAUGGGGACUCAAGACUUGCAAAAAGGUGCAGGACGGUUAUAAUGAGCACAGCUGGACCGACUUGAAGGUGCAUUUCAAACGACCUUCUUGA
This is a messenger RNA of Pestalotiopsis fici W106-1, 1350 nucleotides long. Its product is annotated as Homogentisate 1,2-dioxygenase. Gene Ontology annotation, cellular component: cytoplasm. The record is from RefSeq and is a predicted model, not a curated record. The transcript is spliced from 2 exons. Gene Ontology annotation, molecular function: homogentisate 1,2-dioxygenase activity. Lineage: Eukaryota; Fungi; Ascomycota; Sordariomycetes; Amphisphaeriales; Sporocadaceae. Gene Ontology annotation, biological process: L-phenylalanine catabolic process. The coding region runs from base 1 to 1350 and encodes 449 amino acids.